Penicillium olsonii is the source of this 984-nucleotide messenger RNA. The record is from the annotation of a GenBank genome assembly. NCBI's taxonomy places the organism in Eukaryota, Fungi, Ascomycota, Eurotiomycetes, Eurotiales, Aspergillaceae.
AUGUUCGCUCGUCAGACAUUCCGUUGCGCACAGCCCUUGAAGCAGAGCUUCCGCAAGUACUCUGCGGAGGCCGCUCCCAAGUCCACUCCUCCCCCUCCUCCUAAGAAGGCCAACUUGACCCCUGUCUACGUUGGUGUUGGCCUUGCUGGUCUUGCUGCUGGUGUUUACCGCUACAGCAACUCUGCUGUUGCCGAGCCCAAGGACCGCCCAAAGGUCUUCGACGGCGAGAGCUGGGUUGACCUCAAGCUUGCCAACAUUGAGGUUCUGAGCCCCAACACCAAGCGUCUCCGCUUCGCAUACGAUGACCCCGAGGCUGUUUCGGGUAUUCCCGUCGCCUCUGCUCUCUUGACCCGCUUCAAGCCCACUGGUGCUGAGAAGAACGUUCUCCGCCCCUACACCCCCACCAGCGAUGAAGAAACCCCCGGUUACCUCGAGCUUGUCGUCAAGGCCUACCCUGGCGGCCCCAUGUCUGAGCACAUGCACUCCAUGAACGUCAACCAGCGCCUGUCCUUCAAGGGUCCUCUUGUCAAGUACCCCUGGGAGGCUAACAAGCACGACCACAUCGCUCUGAUCGCCGGUGGCACCGGUAUCACCCCCAUGUACCAGCUUGCCCGUGAGAUCUUCAAGAACCCCGAUGACAAGACCAAGGUCACCCUGGUCUUCGGUAACGUCACCGAGGAGGAUAUCCUUCUGAAGAAGGAGCUCCAGGAUCUUGAGAACACCUACCCCCAGCGCUUCCGUGCCUUCUACGUCCUGGACAAGCCCCCUGCGGAGUGGACCGGUGGCAAGGGCUUCAUCACCAAGGAGCUCCUGAAGACUGUCCUGCCCGAGCCCAAGGAGGGUAACAUCAAGCUCUUCAUCUGUGGUCCUCCUCCCAUGUACAAGGCUAUCUCUGGUGCCAAGGUCAGCCCCAAGGACCAGGGUGAGCUCACUGGUAUCCUGGCCGACUUGGGCUACUCUAAGGAGCAGGUCUUCAAGUUCUAA